AUGCUCGGAAACCUGGCCAAGACAGCAAGCAUUGCCACUGCUGCGCUAGCCAUGGUCGGCGGAGUCAUGCUCGCAACCCGCGCAGCUGCGGCGGCGGACCGUCGUCGAAGAGCUGCUGUUGCCGAAGAGCCGAGGCUCUGUGUCGUCUCGGGCGGCUCUCGCGGCAUCGGCCGAGCCAUUGCCAAGGGACUUGUGGCGUUUAGCCCGCGAUGGAACGUCGUCGUCACUGCCUCGACGGCCGAGAGUGCGGCCAGAGCUGCCGAGGAGAUCGCUGCAGAGUGCGAUGCGGACGGGCGUGUCUUUGGCUUUGCCUGCGAUGUGACGGACGAUACUCAUGUUGCCGCGCUGGCGAGCUUUGUGGCCGACUCGUUUGGCCGCUGCGAUGUGCUGGUCAACAACGCCGGCGUCAUGACGGAGAUCCUCACUGACUCGGUCGUCGACCUCGACCUUGACGCUGUCCGUCGCUCGAUCGCCGUCAACACCGUCGGCGCCAUGGCCCUGACUCGCCAAAAGGCGCCCAUUUCCAUCCUCGGCUACCGCGUCUCCAAGGCUGCGCUCAACCGGUUCACCACCGGCCUCGCCCGCGAGCUGACGAACCUCGCUCCCGGCGGCGACGUUGUCGCCAACGCUGUCUGUCCGGGCUUUAUCAACACCGACAUGACCGCGUGCUUUGCCGACAUCGGCCGAGUCUCGUCCAAGACUCCCGCUGUCGGCGCCAUCACUCCGCUCUAUCUCGCCACCCUUCCGUCAUCGCCAGACAUUCCCAACGGCAAGUUCUUUGCCGAGCUGGAAGAGAUUCCGUGGUAGCACACGCGACGGCUACACUGCAAUGCCCACCGCUGCCGCGACGAGUGCGCCAAGUACCAACUGCCAAGCCACCGCAGGCCCCGCGCUCGCCGCCGACGAGCUGAGGAUCAGCGAGUGCG
Molecule: messenger RNA, 926 nt
Organism: Thecamonas trahens ATCC 50062
Lineage: Eukaryota; Apusomonadida; Apusomonadidae
Product: short-chain dehydrogenase
Exons: 2
Coding region: 1-807 (268 amino acids)
Molecular function (GO): oxidoreductase activity
Source: RefSeq, a predicted model, not a curated record